Molecule: messenger RNA, 1155 nt
Organism: Meleagris gallopavo (turkey)
Lineage: Eukaryota; Metazoa; Chordata; Aves; Galliformes; Phasianidae
Source: RefSeq, a predicted model, not a curated record
AACAGCUCAUACAGGUCUGUGUAUGGCAACACCACCACCAACAGCACCAACAGCACCACCACCAGCAGCUGGUACAGGUCUGUGUAUGGCACCAACACCAACAACGGCACCAACAGCACCACCACCAGCAGCUGGUACAGGUGUGGGUAUGGCAGCACCAACAGCAACAGGAGCAAAAGCACCAGCAGCACCAACCCCAACAGCUGCUACAGAUCUGUGUGCGGCAACACCACCACCAACACCAGCACCAACACCAACACCUCCAACAGCACCGGCAGCUCCAACAUCAACAGCCGGUACAGAUCUGUGUGUGGCAACACCAACAGUGUCAACACCAACAGCAUCAACACCAACACCAGCAUCUCCAACAGCAUCAUCAACACCAACACCAACAGCUCCAACAGCAUCAUCAACACCAACACCAACACCAGCACCUCCAACAGCACCGGCAGCUCCAACAGCAUCAUCAACACCAACACCGACACCAACAGCUCCAACAGCAUCACCAACACCAACAGCUCCAAUAGCAGCCGGUACAGAUCUGUGUGUGGCAGCACCAACACCAACACCUCCAACAGCAUCAUCAACACCAACACCAACACCAGCAGCACCAGCAGCACCAGCAGCUCCAACAGCAGCCGGUACAGAUCCGUGUGUGGCAUCACCAGCACCUCCAACAGCACUGGCAGUUCCAACAGCAUCACCAACACCGACACCGACACCAACACCAACACCAGCAGCUCCAACAGCAGCCGAUACAGAUCUGUGUGUGGCAUCACCAGCAGCUCCAACACCAACACCAGCAGCUCCAACAGCACCAGCAGCUCCAACAGCAUCCCCAACACCAACACCAACAGCACCGGCAGCUCCAACAGCAUCAUCAACACCGACACCAACACCAGCAGCACCAGCAGCACCAGCAGCUCCAACAGCAGCCGGUACAGAUCUGUGUGUGGCAUCACCAGCACCUCCAGCACCAACACCAGCAGCUCCAACAGCAUCACCAACACCAACACCGACACCAGCAGCUCCAACAGCAGCCGGUACAGAUCUGUGCGCGGCAGCACCGGCAGCUCCUACAAAUCUGUGCACAGCAGCUCCAACACCGGGGGGACCAACGGCCCCGGGGAGGGGUAACGAUGUGCCACAGGUACC